Molecule: messenger RNA, 1232 nt
Organism: Cylas formicarius (sweet potato weevil)
Lineage: Eukaryota; Metazoa; Arthropoda; Insecta; Coleoptera; Brentidae
Product: serine-arginine protein 55-like
Exons: 8
Coding region: 430-1113 (227 amino acids)
Biological process (GO): alternative mRNA splicing, via spliceosome; mRNA splice site recognition
Cellular component (GO): cytoplasm; nucleus; ribonucleoprotein complex
Molecular function (GO): mRNA binding
Source: RefSeq, a predicted model, not a curated record
CACUUACAAGAGAGAGAUAAAAUAAAUAGAUGGAGAGAGAGAAGUGACUGAAUCUUGAUCAUAACGUAGGUCAUCUCAGUUAAUUAAUGAUUAAAUUGUGUUGAUAAAAGCGUACAUAAUUAUCUGCGUGGCGGACUUUACUAUGGUCGCUGGGUCGUGGACACGAAAUGCUUUUUCUUUGGGAACAGUCUGCUUGAUAUCUGAAUACUGCAACACGCAAAAUCAAACAUAUUGCGCAUCCUCAGUUACUUCUUGUGAUGAGAAACUCUAAUUUUAUUUUUAUUCUAAAUAUUUGAGCUUAGUUGUUUGGUGAUUGAUUGUCUAGCGAUAGAUAAAAUCUAUUCUGCACAUAAAAAAAUUGAAAAGCGUCGGAAAAAAUCACUGUAUGUUUCUUUGGAUUAUUUAGCUCAAGGACUUUUAACAAAAAAGAUGAGCAGAACUAAGCUCUUUUUAGGAGGCAUCGCACCUAAUACGAGAGAAAAAGAUGUAGAAUGGUUUUUUAGGAAGUACGGAAAGUUACGAAAAAUAAACCUUAAAAAUGGUUUUGCUUUUGUAGAAUUUGGAGAUAAAAAGGAUGCAGAUGACGCCAUUUAUGAAAUGAAUGGUAAAGAAUUGUUAGGAGAAAGAAUAUCAGUGGAAAGAGCUAGGGGUGGGCGUUCCAGAAGUACUGAUCCUUAUAGAAGAAGUAGUUUGAGCAGAUAUGCAAAAAGAGGGGUUGGUAAAAGAUCCAGAUAUGCUCCACUACAGAGAACACAUUAUCGUCUUGUGGUUGGAAACUUAUCCAGCAAGGUGAAUUGGCAAGGGUUGAAAGAUUACAUGCGCCAAGCUGGUGAAGUCACUUUUGCUGACGCUCACAAGCAGAGAAGAAAUGAGGGUAUUGUGGAGUUUGCUUCUCACAAGGGAAUGGACACUGCCAUCAGCCGUUUAAAUCACAGCGAAUUGGAAGGUCGUAAAAUAAGACUAAGUCGAGACCGCGGAGGUCGAAGAGCUUCAUCCUCGUCCUCAAGUUCAAAAUCUCGGUCCAGAUCAAGAAAAAGAAGCUCCAGUAAUUCAAGGAACAGUUCUGUUGCUGAAGAGAAAAUCGGAAGUGAAAAAUCGCGAUUGCCAUCUUAAGCCAAAUUAUGUUUUAAUUAUAUUGUUUAAUUGUUUAUUAUAUCAGUAUAUAGAUACAUAAAUAUAUAAAAUUAUUGGGUGUCAUGUGUUGAUAUAGUGUUGACUUUACCUGAAUAGAC